AAAUAUUCUAAUGCCUGUCGAGUGAUGAACUGAAUGAGUCAUGUUUAAAAAUAACAUUUAAUAUGACAAUAUCGAUUUUAUAUAUUUAUAUAUAUAUACGUUUAAUUUGUGUCUGUUGUUCACUACUGUUGACUACUGUUCGCUGCUGCUGCUGCUGCUUGCUUGCUUGCUCGCUCGUUUUCUGGUUGUAUGCAGAAUAUAUUUCCCAUACCAAGCCUGGACUUCUCCUUCUAGUUAGCGGGGCUGGGACGCGUCAAUAGUUAGAUUACUGGUCUUUGGUCACUGAGUAUAGUUCUCGUUCGCAGUCUAAGUGAACCCGUGAAGCUUCAAACCUAACAAUUUGGCGACGGUGAUUACGGAAAUAUGGAUCCAUCUAAACUUGAAUUAUUACUCGAGCAGCAGAUGAAACUUAUUCAAAUGUUAGCAGAUGCAAAGCUUACAUCUAAUUCUCAACCAAGCAGUUCUAAUCCUAUUACUACUGCACCGUCAGUUGAUGGUAUUGCUAACAGUAUCUCCGAGUUUCAUUACGAUCCAGAAUCCAAUGUCACGUUUGAUAUGUGGUUUCGACGUUACGAAGACUUAUUCAAAUUUGACUUUGCCAACCAGGAUGAUGCUUGGAAGGUCCGCUUGCUGCUUCGAAAGUUGGUUCCUAGUGAACUAGACAAGUAUUGCAAUCUAAUUCUGCCUUUAAACCCACGCGAUCGUUCAUUCUCCGACACUGUCCAGUCAUUGAGCCAACAAUUCGGAGACAACUCCUCACUAUUCAAUGCGCGCUAUCGAUGUUUGAAGCUCACUAUGAACGAAGAUGACGAUUUUCUCACACAUGUGGGUAUUGUCAACCGAGAAUGUGAACGCUUCCGGUUGAAGUCGCUUACUGAAGAUCAAUUUAAAGCACUCAUUCUCAUCUGCAGCCUUCAAUCGCAGAAGUUCAGUGACAUUAGAACACGUUUGCUAAGUCGAUUGGACCAAGACCCAAAACUAACUCUUAAUGAUAUUGCAAAUGAAUAUCAACGUCUAAUCAAUCUACAGCGUGAUACUACAAUGGUCCAGCGUGGUGGUUCAAAUCGUACCGAAGUUCAUGUAGUCCAACAACCACUCAACUCGCAUAAAUCUGCCCCAGCUACAUCUAGUUCAGGUCGACAGACAAAAACAAAUCCUCCUGCUCCAUGCUGGCACUGCGGUGCAUGGCAUUUUGUUCGAUACUGUCCAUAUAAGCAACAUCGGUGCAGGAAAUGUAAUGUGGUGGGUCAUAAAGAUGGUUUUUGUCGAAAAAAGAAGCCGAGCAACUCCAGAGGUACCAGAAAACCUACGCCUAGAUCCAACACGAAUUCGUUGAGUCUAAUAGCAAGCUGUGAGAACUCAACCCCAGUUGAGAGGAAAUUUAUUACCCUUAAUAUUAAUGGGCACCCUCUUAGAUUGCAAAUAGACACUGCAUCUGAUGUAACGAUUCUCUCACGAAAAUCUUGGAUCAGAAUGGGAAGACCACGCCUGGUGCCGACAACACAAAAACCGCGAACCGCAUGUGGUAAUUAUCUACGUUUGUUGGGACAACUAGAUUGUAAAGUGUCUUUUCAUGAUUCGACGUUUACCGGGUUAUGUUACAUUACACCAGCUGAUCUUAAUCUACUUGGGUUAGACUGGUAUGACCGGCUACAUUUAGCUGACGUUCCGUUAAGCACCGUAUGCCAUCUGGUUGAACAACCUCAUGAACCUGAAUCAUAUUCGAAAGAACCAAUGACGGAGUUUUCGACCAGCGAACAUCAUACGGCCGGCGAAGAUGCAGUUAUUGCCUCCCCAUUGACAGAGGACCGCGCACAGUGUCAGCAAGCAGCCAAGUGUAACGCAAAAUUACUGCCGGUCCCAUGGCCACAGCCUAAGUAUCCUUGGUCCAGGAUACAUGUCGAUUUCGCAGGCCCAAUUAAUGGAAUUACCUAUCUAGUCGUUGUUGACGCCUUUUCGAAAUGGCCAGAAAUCGUUCCCGUCAUGCCACCAACGACAACUCAAACGAUACAACUUUUGACAGAGAUGUUCUCUCGCAACGGGUUACCGGAUAUAAUCGUUUCCGAUAAUGGUUCGCAAUUCACCUCAAGUCAAUUUCAAGAAUUUUGCAAACGCCUAUCGAUCAAGCAUUUCCGCUCUCCACCUUAUCACCCACAGUCAAAUGGACAAGCAGAAAGAUUUGUAGAUACAUUCAAGAGAGCUCUAAUGAAGUCGAAAGGGGAGGGGACGACAGUAGAAACACUGCAGAAUUUCUUGUUUGUUUACCGAACAACACCUAAUGAUAUGCUACCACAGCAGAGGUCCCCGGCAGAGAUCCUGAUGGGAAGGAAAUUGAGGACGAUCCACAGUCUCAUGUGCCCAAGAACCACACCACCACCAUCCCAUACCAAAUCUCAGAAGCUUCCAGCGUACGAGGUUGGAUGCCCUGUGUUCGCUCGAGACUACAGAGCAAAUCAUGGUCCUUGGAUCGAAGCACGUGUGGUUGGAAGACUAGGUCAAGUUAUGUACGAGGUAAAGGUGGGAAGAGACACGUGGACUAGACACCGAAACCAACUACGUAAGCGGAUUGCCCCAGACCACCCAUCAAAUGGAGUAAAUCUUCCCCUCGACAUCUUGCUUGAUACUUUCAACUUACCUGCAGCCCCAUCACAAGAAGCUCGACAGCAAGCUGAUCCCCGUCCCAGAAGGUGGCCUCUCCGUCAGCGGCGAACUACAGUCAAAAUGCAAGUCGACCCCAGAAAAGCACGCUAUUAAAAAGGGGAGGAGUGUUGGGACGGUAUAUUCCCAAAAUUCAUAUUUGUAAUUUUAUCAUAUCGAUUGACUCAUCGAUUAAAUAUUUGGAAGGAAGUCACAUGAUGAACUUAUCGACUAAAUAUUCUAAUGCCUGUCGAGUGAUGAACUGAAUGAGUCAUGUUUAAAAAUAACAUUUAAUAUGACAAUAUCGAUUUUAUAUAUUUAUAUAUAUAUACGUUUAAUUUGUGUCUGUUGUUCACUACUGUUGACUACUGUUCGCUGCUGCUGCUGCUGCUUGCUUGCUUGCUCGCUCGUUUUCUGGUUGUAUGCAGAAUAUAUUUCCCAUACCAAGCCUGGACUUCUCCUUCUAGUUAGCGGGGCUGGGACGCGUCAAUAGUUAGAUUACUGGUCUUUGGUCACUGAGUAUAGUUCUCGUUCGCAGUCUAAGUGAACCCGUGAAGCUUCAAACCUAACAAUUUGGCGACGGUGAUUACGGAAAUAUGGAUCCAUCUAAACUUGAAUUAUUACUCGAGCAGCAGAUGAAACUUAUUCAAAUGUUAGCAGAUGCAAAGCUUACAUCUAAUUCUCAACCAAGCAGUUCUAAUCCUAUUACUACUGCACCGUCAGUUGAUGGUAUUGCUAACAGUAUCUCCGAGUUUCAUUACGAUCCAGAAUCCAAUGUCACGUUUGAUAUGUGGUUUCGACGUUACGAAGACUUAUUCAAAUUUGACUUUGCCAACCAGGAUGAUGCUUGGAAGGUCCGCUUGCUGCUUCGAAAGUUGGUUCCUAGUGAACUAGACAAGUAUUGCAAUCUAAUUCUGCCUUUAAACCCACGCGAUCGUUCAUUCUCCGACACUGUCCAGUCAUUGAGCCAACAAUUCGGAGACAACUCCUCACUAUUCAAUGCGCGCUAUCGAUGUUUGAAGCUCACUAUGAACGAAGAUGACGAUUUUCUCACACAUGUGGGUAUUGUCAACCGAGAAUGUGAACGCUUCCGGUUGAAGUCGCUUACUGAAGAUCAAUUUAAAGCACUCAUUCUCAUCUGCAGCCUUCAAUCGCAGAAGUUCAGUGACAUUAGAACACGUUUGCUAAGUCGAUUGGACCAAGACCCAAAACUAACUCUUAAUGAUAUUGCAAAUGAAUAUCAACGUCUAAUCAAUCUACAGCGUGAUACUACAAUGGUCCAGCGUGGUGGUUCAAAUCGUACCGAAGUUCAUGUAGUCCAACAACCACUCAACUCGCAUAAAUCUGCCCCAGCUACAUCUAGUUCAGGUCGACAGACAAAAACAAAUCCUCCUGCUCCAUGCUGGCACUGCGGUGCAUGGCAUUUUGUUCGAUACUGUCCAUAUAAGCAACAUCGGUGCAGGAAAUGUAAUGUGGUGGGUCAUAAAGAUGGUUUUUGUCGAAAAAAGAAGCCGAGCAACUCCAGAGGUACCAGAAAACCUACGCCUAGAUCCAACACGAAUUCGUUGAGUCUAAUAGCAAGCUGUGAGAACUCAACCCCAGUUGAGAGGAAAUUUAUUACCCUUAAUAUUAAUGGGCACCCUCUUAGAUUGCAAAUAGACACUGCAUCUGAUGUAACGAUUCUCUCACGAAAAUCUUGGAUCAGAAUGGGAAGACCACGCCUGGUGCCGACAACACAAAAACCGCGAACCGCAUGUGGUAAUUAUCUACGUUUGUUGGGACAACUAGAUUGUAAAGUGUCUUUUCAUGAUUCGACGUUUACCGGGUUAUGUUACAUUACACCAGCUGAUCUUAAUCUACUUGGGUUAGACUGGUAUGACCGGCUACAUUUAGCUGACGUUCCGUUAAGCACCGUAUGCCAUCUGGUUGAACAACCUCAUGAACCUGAAUCAUAUUUGAAAGAACCAAUGACGGAGUUUUCGACCAGCGAACAUCAUACGGCCGGCGAAGAUGCAGUUAUUGCCUCCCCAUUGACAGAGGACCGCGCACAGUGUCAGCAAGCAGCCAAGUGUAACGCAAAAUUACUGCCGGUCCCAUGGCCACAGCCUAAGUAUCCUUGGUCCAGGAUACAUGUCGAUUUCGCAGGCCCAAUUAAUGGAAUUACCUAUCUAGUCGUUGUUGACGCCUUUUCGAAAUGGCCAGAAAUCGUUCCCGUCAUGCCACCAACGACAACUCAAACGAUACAACUUUUGACAGAGAUGUUCUCUCGCAACGGGUUACCGGAUAUAAUCGUUUCCGAUAAUGGUUCGCAAUUCACCUCAAGUCAAUUUCAAGAAUUUUGCAAACGCCUAUCGAUCAAGCAUUUCCGCUCUCCACCUUAUCACCCACAGUCAAAUGGACAAGCAGAAAGAUUUGUAGAUACAUUCAAGAGAGCUCUAAUGAAGUCGAAAGGGGAGGGGACGACAGUAGAAACACUGCAGAAUUUCUUGUUUGUUUACCGAACAACACCUAAUGAUAUGCUACCACAGCAGAGGUCCCCGGCAGAGAUCCUGAUGGGAAGGAAAUUGAGGACGAUCCACAGUCUCAUGUGCCCAAGAACCACACCACCACCAUCCCAUACCAAAUCUCAGAAGCUUCCAGCGUACGAGGUUGGAUGCCCUGUGUUCGCUCGAGACUACAGAGCAAAUCAUGGUCCUUGGAUCGAAGCACGUGUGGUUGGAAGACUAGGUCAAGUUAUGUACGAGGUAAAGGUGGGAAGAGACACGUGGACUAGACACCGAAACCAACUACGUAAGCGGAUUGCCCCAGACCACCCAUCAAAUGGAGUAAAUCUUCCCCUCGACAUCUUGCUUGAUACUUUCAACUUACCUGCAGCCCCAUCACAAGAAGCUCGACAGCAAGCUGAUCCCCGUCCCAGAAGGU
Schistosoma margrebowiei is the source of this 5559-nucleotide messenger RNA. The record is from the annotation of a GenBank genome assembly. NCBI's taxonomy places the organism in Eukaryota, Metazoa, Platyhelminthes, Trematoda, Strigeidida, Schistosomatidae.